AGCCCCUCCCCCUCCCGUGCCUCCCGUCCCGGCCAUUGAUCACCUCCCAGGUCAUUAGUGGAAGGAAAGGACCGGUGACAGAUCUUUGAACACGUCCACGGUCACUGACGGCACCCGACGUGUAGUGAUGCCUCUCCGGGUCGUGAUGCCGGGUCCCGGACCCUGGGGGUUCAGGCUGGUCGGAGGGAAAGACUUUGAUCAACCGCUGACUAUUUCCCGGGUUUCCCCCGGAAGCAAAGCGGCGCAGGCCAACCUGUGUAUCGGCGACACCAUCUUGGCUAUUGAUGGCGAGGCCACAGACAACAUGACUCACUUGGAAGCGCAGAGCAAAAUCAAAGGCUGCGUAGAGGAGAUGACGCUUUCCAUAGACAGAUCAGAAAACAAGUUGUGGUCGCCGCUGUCCUCGGAAGAAGGGAAGUCCCAUCCCUACAAGAUGAAUCUUGCGUCAGAGCCGCGGGAGGUGAAACAAAUAGGCUCCGCCCACAACAGGAGUGCUCUGCCGUUCACCGGUUUCGCUUCCAAGGUCGUGUCCAACCAGUACAACAACCCGGCUGGCCUCUACUCCUCAGAGAACAUCAAGAACUUCAACUCAGCCGUGGACGAAGUUAAAACCUUGGCUGCCGCCGGCGAACCUGACAACGUAUCUGCAUCAGAUCCAUCACAGACCACCAAGCGGGCCCCCGUAGCUGCAGAUUCAGAGGUCUACAAAAUGCUGCAGGAGAACCAGGAAGCUGAUGAACCCCCCCGACAGUCUGCUUCAUUCAAGGUGCUUCAGGAGAUCCUCGAGACAGGAAACUCUGACAAGCCAGCAGGGUUCAGGAGCGUCAAAGCGCCAACGACAAAGAUCGGAUCUUCUGUCGGAAACGCGGAGAAGCUGCCUGUCUGUGAUAAAUGUGGAUCAGGGAUCGUCGGGAUGCUGGUGAAGCUCCGGGACAAGUUCCGCCACCCUGACUGUUACACCUGCACGGACUGCGACGUCAACCUGAAACAGAAGGGACAUUUCUUCGUGGAGGACCACAUUUACUGCGAGAAGCACGCGCGUGAGAGGAUGACCCCGCCCGAAGGCUACGACGUGGUCACGGUCUUCCCCGAGUAAUCUCCUCUUCAGCUCAUAGUAACGACAACCCGAGACGUUCCGACAUUUAGCUCCUUCUUCCUUUUGCGCUGGCACGGGACAGAAUGUCCACUUGCACAUAUGAACUUUGACCUCCACAAUAGGAGCAGCUGGCACCUUUUAGGCAUCAGUCACGUUUUGACGAGUGACUGAUGAGUGAAGUGUUGACAAGAAAAGAACCACAAUCUUUCAGGGCUCUUUGUUUCUGCUCUUUUUAAACUUCUUUAAUCCAACAACCACCAUUUUCUACUGUUUUUAUUGACGAGACAAAUAUCAUACAAACACACGACGCCCAAUAAAUAUUUUAGUUCAAA
Messenger RNA from Doryrhamphus excisus (bluestripe pipefish), 1428 nucleotides. RefSeq names its product PDZ and LIM domain 1 (elfin) (gene pdlim1). Gene Ontology annotation, cellular component: Z disc; adherens junction; filamentous actin. NCBI's taxonomy places the organism in Eukaryota, Metazoa, Chordata, Actinopteri, Syngnathiformes, Syngnathidae. Gene Ontology annotation, biological process: heart development; muscle structure development; actin cytoskeleton organization. The record is from RefSeq and is a predicted model, not a curated record. Gene Ontology annotation, molecular function: actin binding; muscle alpha-actinin binding.